AUGGAGGAAAAAGAUGAAAUACGAUUGCAGAUAUUUAACGGCGACGCAUAUGACAAAUGGAAAUUCCGAUUAAAAUUGUACCUGCAAAUGAAAAAAUGUAAUGAAGUCGUAGAGAGAGAAACCAGGCCGUCUACGAUCACGGAAGAAGCGUGGAACACGAAUGAAAUCAAAGCCAAAAACUACAUAGUAAACAGCGUUUCCAAUACGCAGUUGGAACUAAUUUUAAAUGAAGAAACUGCGAGAGAAAUGAUUCUUAAGUUCGAUAGUAUCUACGGCACUAAGAGUUCGGCAAAUAAAUUACUCAGUAAAAAACGCCUAUUAGAACUGAAAAUGAACGAAAGUGAGGACCCAAUGGAGUUCUUAAACAAAUUUGAGGCCCAUAUAAAUGAUCUCAUACGAUGUGCGGAAACAGUGACGAAGGUAGACAAACUCAAUUAUUUACUGUUAUCAUUGCCACAGUCAUAUUCUUAUAUAGUGGACAUCAUCGACGCUCUUCCAGAGCAUGAAAAGUCAGUUGAAUACGUAAAAUCGAAAUUGCUCUUAGAACAGAAGAAAAGGGAAACAGACAGAGGGAAUGGACAAACAUUCAAUACCAGAACCGAGAAGAGAAAGUGUUACAAGUGUGGAAAGACAGGACAUCUACAAUACAACUGCAGAAGUGUAGGAGGUGAUACUGGUUGGAGAACAAAUCAUUCAAGGCAUCCUCUUGCAUUGAGAGGACAAGAACAAGGACAGUACAACGGAAGAGGCCAGUAUAGAGGUAGAGAGGUCAACAGCGAGGUCAAGGUCACAGAGGUUCAUGGAGAGGAAUGGCAGGCACAUCACUAG
Arctia plantaginis is the source of this 828-nucleotide messenger RNA. Lineage: Eukaryota; Metazoa; Arthropoda; Insecta; Lepidoptera; Erebidae. The record is from the annotation of a GenBank genome assembly.